GGGCGGAAAGACGUAGGCAAAGAGAGAGAGGAUAAGGGUGGGAGUGGGUUGAGGGGUGACUAGGGAAAGGGGAAGAACUCCACAAGAACAUUUGCCUUUUUGCGUGAGAGGUCCAGCUUCAACUAGCUGUGCUGAAGAGCAGGACAGAGUGACCAGCAGUUGAAGCAGAGCUAAAGGAACGAAAUAAAGGUGACAGAAGUGUGAGCUAAAACCUCUGCACUGCUUCAUAUAAGAAUCGAGAAGAGGGGAAGUGAGUUUACGGUGCAUUGCAGCAAUUCAGUGUGUGGGAUUGCCCUGCUGAGAGGUGACCAUGUGUAGGAGGGGGUUCUGUUUCUACCUGCUGCUGCUGCUCUUCGCUUGUACUGCUCUCUGUCAGAGACAGAGCUACGCUAAGCCUCAGCAGCUGCUGGACAGUGGUGACGAGGACGACGAGCAGAACUCCGUGGCCAUCAACGUCCUGCCCGAGGUCCGGCACGUCCGGCUUGCACGACCUGCAGCCCUGGCUCCCAAAAGAGCAGCUCAGGGCUCUCGCUUUGCCCUGUCCCUCGACGUGCCCACCUCCAUCCUGAGCGUCCUCAUAGACCUAGCUAAGAACCACGACAUGAGGGCCAAAGCUGCGGCCAAUGCUGAGCUGAUGGCACGCAUUGGCAAGAGAAAAUAGGUGCUGGGCUCGAGAUGGACUGAGACCAUCAGGGAGGGCCUAUCCAGGGGCAAAGAGAAGCCAAGAGGCUCAAGCUCAGUCUCAAAUGGCUCCCCACUCCUUACACAGUGCACUAUACAACCUACACUACCAUUGAAAAAGUUUGGACUGAAUGUUUUCAAUGAUAUAAAACCAAUAUUGUUGCAGAAAUGGGAGCCAUCUGUGACUGAGAGAUAUGCAGUCCACUGACAAAUAAUAAACUUAGAAUACUCUGACUAAAAUGUUCUCCAAUUUGUUUUUCUUUGCUAACUUACUUUUAACAUGAACCCAGAAACUACUGUGAAACCUAAUGGAAAACUUGUCUUCUCACUGAGUCUGAUUAA
Messenger RNA from Colossoma macropomum (tambaqui), 1023 nucleotides. Its product is annotated as urocortin-3-like. Gene Ontology annotation, biological process: digestion; hormone-mediated signaling pathway; adenylate cyclase-activating G protein-coupled receptor signaling pathway. Gene Ontology annotation, molecular function: corticotropin-releasing hormone receptor 2 binding; hormone activity. Gene Ontology annotation, cellular component: extracellular region. The transcript has 2 exons. The record is from RefSeq and is a predicted model, not a curated record. Lineage: Eukaryota; Metazoa; Chordata; Actinopteri; Characiformes; Serrasalmidae. Bases 311 to 661 code for a protein of 116 amino acids.